Molecule: messenger RNA, 440 nt
Organism: Aspergillus ruber CBS 135680
Lineage: Eukaryota; Fungi; Ascomycota; Eurotiomycetes; Eurotiales; Aspergillaceae
Exons: 1
Coding region: 15-269 (84 amino acids)
Source: RefSeq, a predicted model, not a curated record
AGGAUGAUGAUAGGAUGAAAGAAGUCAAUGACUCCGGGGAAUUAACAAGGCUGUAUCAGAGGCCUGAGGUGUCUAUUACACCAGUCAUACGUCUUGGUAUCUUACGGAUUGCCUAUUUGGGAUUAAGCUCUGGGGAAUCGAGGGGUCGCGGAACGAGAUAUGUAUGGUAUGGUAAGAAGCGUGAUCUCGAACCUGACAGCCUGAACCCGACCAUAUGGCUAUUUGCCAUUACUAUCUACAUAUUGGUAUUCGUAACUAAACAAGAAUAGCUGCGCCGCAAAAGUACAUAGGACCACUGCUUAGACCGUGUUGCGGACGAUGCUCGCAAUAAUAGUGCAUGAUCGAUAAGGCCAGGCCCUGGUCUGUUCGGUGUUUCUGGUUGCAUACAUGAGGGCACGAAUAGGAAUUAUCAGAUCGAAAUAAAUGCAUACAGAUGGGUC